Cygnus atratus (black swan) is the source of this 9581-nucleotide messenger RNA. It is a transcript of the gene BTBD9, whose product is annotated as BTB domain containing 9. Gene Ontology annotation, biological process: modulation of chemical synaptic transmission; circadian behavior; adult locomotory behavior. Gene Ontology annotation, molecular function: protein binding. NCBI's taxonomy places the organism in Eukaryota, Metazoa, Chordata, Aves, Anseriformes, Anatidae. Bases 214 to 2157 code for a protein of 647 amino acids. The record is from RefSeq and is a predicted model, not a curated record. The transcript has 12 exons.
CGCAGGCGCCCCGCGGGCGGCCCGAGCGGGCUGCCCCGCCUCAGCACGCAGGAGGCCAGCGGCUGUUGCUAAGUGACGUCAAGGCGCCCGGUGGCGUCACGACGGCGGCGGGGUGGAGGCCCGCUCGGUGCCGGGGCCGAAAUAUGGUAUUCAGCUGGAUGUUACUGAACAGCAUUUCUAUCAGCUUGGUGUUCAAUCUAUCAGUUGUUCAGAAUGGCAAAGAACCCUAAUUUUCAGGAAGUUGGUCAUUUGCCAACAGGCUACGUCCACUGUAGAUCUUCAGAAACCUUUACUGGCUACCAAUAUCCCCAUCCCUCAAAGAUGAGUAACAGCCAUCCACUUCGUCCUUACACAGCUGUGGGUGAGAUUGACCAUGUUCACAUUCUGUCAGAGCAUAUCGGUGCUCUGAUGAAUGGGGAAGAAUAUAGCGAUGUUACCUUUAUAGUGGAAAAGAAACGUUUUCCGGCACACAGAGUGAUCCUGGCUGCUAGGUGCCAUUAUUUCAGAGCAUUAUUGUAUGGUGGAAUGAGAGAAUCUCAGCCUGAAGCAGAAAUUCCUCUUCAGGACACCACUGCAGAAGCAUUUACCAUGCUGUUGAAGUAUAUUUACACUGGUCGUGCUACACUACGAGACGAGAAAGAGGAAGUCCUCCUAGACUUCCUAAGCCUGGCACAUAAAUAUGGGUUUCCAGAACUGGAGGAUUCCACAUCUGAGUAUCUUUGCACCAUACUUAAUAUUCAGAAUGUCUGUAUGACAUUUGAUGUUGCCAGUCUUUAUUCCCUUCCAAAGUUAACUUUUAUGUGCUGUAUGUUCAUGGAUAGAAAUGCCCAGGAGGUGCUCUCCAGUGAAGGCUUCCUGUCACUUUCUAAGGCUGCUCUUCUAAGUAUUGUAUUGAGGGACUCUUUUGCAGCUCCUGAGAAGGAUAUUUUCCAAGCCUUGAUGAAUUGGUGUAAACAUAACCCCAAGGAAAACCAUGCUGAAAUUAUGCAAGCCGUGCGUUUGCCACUAAUGAGUCUAACAGAACUGCUAAAUGUUGUAAGACCUUCUGGACUGUUGUCACCAGAUGCCAUCUUAGAUGCCAUUAAGAUUCGUUCUGAGAGUCGGGACAUGGACCUCAACUACAGGGGCAUGUUAAUACCAGGAGAAAAUAUUGCAACAAUGAAGUAUGGAGCCCAGGUUGUAAAAGGAGAGCUGAAGUCUGCUUUAUUAGAUGGGGACACUCAGAACUAUGACUUGGAUCAUGGCUUUUCUCGACACCCAAUCGAUGAUGACUGCCGUUCUGGUAUUGAAAUUAAACUGGGCCAGCCAUCAAUAAUCAACCACAUACGAAUACUCCUGUGGGACAGAGAUAGUCGGUCUUAUUCGUACUACAUUGAAGUGUCCAUGGACGAGUUAGACUGGAUUCGAGUUAUCGAUCACUCUAAAUACCUCUGUCGGUCCUGGCAGAGCCUAUAUUUUCCUGCCCGUGUCUGCAGGUAUAUUCGCAUUGUUGGGACCCACAACACAGUGAACAAAGUUUUCCACAUUGUUGCAUUUGAAUGCAUGUUUACCAACAAAUCCUUUACUCUUGAGAAGGGUCUGAUAGUUCCUGCUGAAAAUGUUGCAACAAUUGCAGAUUGUGCCAGCGUGAUUGAGGGUGUAAGUCGAAGUCGCAAUGCCUUGUUGAAUGGAGACACAAAAAACUAUGAUUGGGAUUCUGGGUACACAUGCCAUCAGCUUGGGAGUGGAGCUAUUGUAGUACAGCUAGCACAGCCCUACAUGAUUGGAUCAAUACGGUUGCUACUUUGGGACUGUGACGAUCGGAGUUACAGCUACUACAUUGAGGUCUCAACAAAUCAGCAGCAAUGGACUAUGGUGACUGAUCGCACAAAAAUUUCCUGCAAAUCCUGGCAAACAAUCACUUUUGAUAAACAGCCUGCAUCUUUUAUCAGAAUAGUUGGAACUCACAACACAGCUAAUGAGGUUUUUCACUGUGUGCAUUUUGAGUGCCCAGCACAAAACGGUACCCACAAGGAUGAGGGUUGUAAGGAAGUGGCAACAACAGAGGUGGGGAGUGGUGGACAACAGCUUGUUUCUCGCCCUGUUCGAGCUGCAAGCACUAGUUCCCUGCAUUCCCCUCCUGGAUCCACCUCGCGUUCACAUGCUCACCAACCAUAAAGGAGGCUGAAAGGGAGCUUUUGCAGCCCCAUUGACAUUAUAUAAAAUCAUUCAGAAUUUUCUUGUGCUGGUACCUUUUCUUUCUUUUUCUCUGUGAACAAAGGGGACCAUGUCUGAAAGAUGGAAAUGCUGAAAUGGCAAAGGCUUUUCCCAAGGGCAUGAAGAGACUGCUUCACUCCUCAAUUUGUUCAAAUCAGGCUGGUCUUCAAGGGGGGAGAAAAUAGGUCUUCAAUCUUCAUCAAGUACCCCACUAACACCUACCUCUCUAAUCUAACCAAGGCAAGGAGAACAGAAGGAAAAAAAAAAAAAGGCAGAGUUACAGUGAAAAUCUAAAAUGACAUGAGCAGAAUGGAAGGCAUAUGAAACGAAUAUUUAUACCCUGAAGGCUUCCAUUAGCAAAGAAAAUGUUUAAGAAACACAUCAGUACAGAACACGUUAUUUUUAAAAGUUAUUCUUCAUUCAUAUUUCUUUUUAUCAUGUAAUCUCUUUUUUAAAUUGUUUUAACUCUGUAUCCCACUUUCUCUUAUUUUUGGCUGUAGCAAAUGCUGUGCAGUAGAUUAAGGAAGUAUCAAAUAUGUUUACCUGCUGAGAUGCAAAUUCCCUCAUUCAUCAGUGGGAUGACAAGAAAAGCCUUCAUGAUAUCAACAAACUAAUUAAUGGAUGCUAUGUUAAUCUUGACCUUAGUUAACUUUUCGAAGUACAAAAUUGUCAUUUCUUAUACUCAAAAAGAGAAUCCCUAAAUCAAACUUCCAUCUUGAGAAAAGCUUAUUUUUCACUCAUGAAGAUGAUUACUUAAAUUUUACUUAUGUUUCUAAGAAAACUUGCAACAGAUCAUCUUUUUUAUUUUUCUUUUUUUGCCUUAGAAAAAUGGAACUGCAUCUAGUCACUGACAAGCAGUUGUUCUGAAUACAAAAAGAAGAAUUUGAAGAAACUUAUUUGUAUCCAAGACAAAAUGCUUACUCUGGAGCUAAAAAUUUAAAGGCCUCACGUAAACUUUUCUCAUAAUCUUCAAAAAAUGUGAUGCUUUUACACAGUAUUGUAAAGGAUCUGGCUAUUACUUUACAUCACAGAAUUGAUUAUCCAUCCAUGUCCGUCUGGAUUAAAUUGUGUACUACUUUGCUUGUUCCGAGUGUUUCCGUAUUGAUGAGAACACAGCCUCUCACUCUCCAGAUCCACAUGACUUUUAGGAAGAGCUCCGUGGUGGUCUGUCAGUGUGUGAUGAAGUGUUUUUGGAUUGCGACAGUGAUGUAAUUGGCAAAAUUGUUUAGGAGGUUGUUACUCCUCACAAAGCAUAUUAUGUUGGAAAUGUCAGCUAACCAGUUUUAUGAACUUGGAAUCUCCUCUGGUGACAGAUAAGCUUGUCAGAGAAAAAGAAAGCUAGUGCAGGAUAAAUAUGGUUUUCCUUUGCAUAACCGUACUGAUAAAAUGAGUUAUAUCAAUAUAGCAAAUAGUAUGCUAAUCUGUCACACUACUUAAUUUUAAAGAAUUUCCUGACUGGUUGUGCUUAAAACAGGAAGAAAUAUAACAAACAAUAGCAAAGAAUCAGUAGAAACUUCAAAGGAGAAAUGCUUCCGCUUUCUUGUUUCCAAUAAAAAUGACUAGGCUUCAUCAAUAGUAUUACACUGUUUUUCAUUGCCAAAUUACUUUUGGGUUCAGACAUUUGCGUGCAGUCCCCUCCUUUGCCACUGCCUGUUUCUGACUUGUGAUGUCUGUGAGUGAAGAUGCAUGCGCACUGCGUUAUAUAUCACUUGUAAUACGUGCCAUGGCUGCCUCGUACAGCCCCGAGCUGUGAGGCAGGAUAUUUAUUGCUCAUGAGCCAGCACCUAGUCUUGGUUGUGAUUACCUUAUGGCCUAACAGCCUUUGGAGCAUGAAAAAAUUGAGACUAGCUACUGGGGAUGCAAUUCUUUUGUGUAAGUCCAAAAAGUUGGAUUUUUUUUUUAUUUGAGAAGUUAAAAAAGAAAAAUCCUCUAUUCUAGUUGUAAGCCAUGCUGGAACUACUGAGAUGCGUGGAGCAUGUCUUGUCUUUGGUAGAUAAGUCCUUCCUUGUCAGUGGUGGUAUUUGUUUGCAGUUUGAUCAAACAAGUUUGCUUUUCUCAAGUUGUGGGCAAGCAAAGGGCAUAACUUCCUAGCUGUUAGCCUUUAAUAGUCACUGUUAUAGGGAAUGCUUAAAAAAAAGGGGGUGGGAAGGUUUGUGCCAGCUGUUCUGAGUUUAGGUGCUCAGAGAAAGAACAGGAUUUUCAGUUUGUAAUCUUUGAUGUGCACAAUUAAUUUUUAGGAUACUAAUAAGCCUUACAGACCGUAAGCUAUUGCAAAUCCUUUUUGAUCUUGUACUAUGACUCACUGUUGAAGAGAAAUGUCUAUUUAAUUCCCAUGACAUUAGCUCUCUGCCAGGAAUCUGAAUGAACAGAUAGGAGAGAUUCCCAAAACAAAAAGAAUCAGCUCCUACAGAACUUCCAAUACCUACCCCCAAAAAUAAUUCAAAACAAAAAUCAGUUUAGCAUUGUCCCUUCAUGCAGAGAAAUCAAAAUUUUUAGUAUUAGAUAUUGUCAGUCACAUUUGGCCUUUCUUACAAUCUUUAUUUUUUUCUGUUAAAGUUUUUCUUAGAACCUGUGACUAAGUCUGAGGUGUCACAGAGCUUUCAGGCCUUUAAGGUAAGCCCUGCCACAACUUGACAAUUUCUAGUGAAUUCUUUACCUUUUUAUUCUAAGAAAUAAUGCUGAAAUGUGUAAGGGACCUGAACUCUUCGUGGUCUUCUAACAUCAUCCACCCACAAACACUCCUGAUAUUUUUAUUGCCUAGUAUAGUUUCCUGCCUUAAACAUAGUGGCAGCAAGAGAUAAUUACUAGAGGCAAAGGAAAAUACCACAUAGAACUGAUCUGUGCUUUUGUGUGAGUAUUCUCAUGCUUUCUAAUUAUUGUCUUUAUUUAUUGACUCUUAAUAUCAGAUGUAGCUCUUGUAUGUUCUUCUGAUUUUUUAAAUUUAUUUAUUAAAUUUUUUUUGCUUUCAGUGGAAGUAAGUUGUGCUGUUAUGACUUAACAUCAGGGCAUUUACAGUAUCAGGAUCUAGCAGGGUCAUGAAAUAAUAUAAUUAUUCAGAAGUGCAUGAUCGCUUAACUCAUAUUUUAUUUGCAACAGAGGUAGAGCAGAACUGACCAGUGUUCAUUAUAUUCUUGCCAGAAACUAUUUAAGAUAGAUCUCUUGUUAAUUUUCUAGGUAACAGAACUAUAUUGUCAUCAUUGAACCAUUAAUUCUAUUUACUGCUUGAGCUAUAGUUAUUGUUACCUUCAAAUUCUCCAGGCUUCUUUUUCUCUGUUUUCUUCCAUAAGUUGAAUUCAGAGUUAGAUCUAACUCACACGGAGCUCAACAAAGCUCUUUCUGAAGUCUCUUUAAUUAACCAAUUUCAAAUUAAUUAAAAUAUUUUUAUUCACAGAAAUCCAGGGCCAAAAAUCAACUUCAACAAAAAUUAACUUCAGUAUUUGUAAAACUUAUUUAUCUGGGAAAAUGAGUUUCUGAAGUGGGCAAAAAUUGCACAGCUCUGUUUUCAAGCCAUUGUCAAGCAGCUCUAAAACAAAAUUGAAUGGUAUGUUAAUAGGAAUUACACUGAGAGAAGGUAAUCCAAGACUAAUGUAAAAGAGCACAGAGGGAAGAAUCAGCAGUGUUUUUAGGGAAGGAUUUGUUCUUCAUUGCACUUUCCUUCCUUUACAUCUCCAUUUCAUGCCUUUUCCAUGCAAAUCUCUUCUGCUUAUUUAAUAUGAAAACUCAUGAAGGAGCUGAGUGUUUCUCAUCAUUGCUGAAAAGAUCAAAUGAACUUAAUGCAUCUUCAUCUCUACUAAUCAUAACAUCAAAUUAGAGAGUCUUCAGUCUGCCAUCUGACUUGGUAAGAGUCAGUUUCUGUGAAAGAAAAGAAAGGCAAUGAUAUCAGUAGUUUUUCCACUUUGUUUUCUAACCAAAUGCAUGUAACAUCUACUCAUUAUUGAGCAAUGUUUUGUACAUCUAGAAUCAGUGUGAAGAUUAGAAGGCAAAGUUAAUGCCAUUUUUGUCUGAUUGUUAUGUGUUAGCUCUGCUUAUACAGUGACGCCCACUCAGAGACACUUAAUAUGGAAUGAGAAUGUAGCUGUGUUUUAACAGAAAGCAGAAAAGCUAUAUGUUGUUUUUCUUCUAUGAACGUCUUUGUUGGCUUGUAUUUUGACAACUGUCGAUAAUACACCAUCAGACGGGCAAAUGAAUGCAUUGGUAUUUUUGUUGUUGUGGCUGGAGUAGUCAGCAAAUAUCAGAGCAAGUAAUACUUAAUGUGUUUAAGAGUAAAUGUUUAGGUUUGUAUGUCAUCAUAUCAGUUCCUAGAGGGCUAAACUAUGCUUUAAAAACAGUAACUUGUAGAUCCUAGAGGACACUUGAGGCCUGGUUCCCUUCCCCUUCUCUUAAUUAAUGAUGUAUUUAGCUCAGAAUCCUUAGUUGUCUCUGAACUGAUUGUCGUUGGUUGUGCUGGUUAAAUUACAUAUAGAAGCUCCACAAAGCUUUGUACGGGAUACAAGUAAUAGAAGUCCUGGUUCAAGGUUUUGUUGGAGUACCUAAAUAUUCAUAUGUGUGUUGAAUUGACCUUGUGGUUAACCACUUAGCUUGAAUUUAGAACAGGUUCUAAAGAUCCUAAACAAAACAAAAACCAAACAAACAAAAAGGUGUGAAAUGUUACCCAUGUGGUAUGGCAGGAUGCAGAAUCUCUUUUAUGGUUGCUUAAAAUGUGCAAAUGUCUAAGCAAGGUAUGGAUAAGCAGGUCCAAAGCUGUUUUUGCCCAGUUGUUAGGAGUUGGCAAUUUGGCUGUAGUGGGCUGUAAGUAAAAUAGACCAAACCAAACACUCAUCUCAAGGGCAGUGGUGCAGUCCCAAGAACACAGGCACAUUCCUCCUAGCUACCUGCGUGCUAUGGCCUGCAGUCUUCGCAGAGUGAGCCUCCAGGUGAGUUUUGUUAACUGCUCGAAACACACGUGCAUUCUUUUGGCCCUUUACAAGCUUUCAUUGCAAAGGAUUGACUGAGGUAGUGUAGAAGUCACACCAAUAGUCCGUGACAGAAUCUGGGCCUGUGUUUGAUUUUGAAAAUGAUUACCAGAAAAAUAGUUUUAAAAAUCAUCCUGCAACUCUUCUUAGAUAAAGAAAGCCCAAAUAAACAGCUGUAGUAUAAUGUGAGGAAACUGCAAGUAUCUGUUGUUGACUAUUAACUAAAUUAACUACUUGUAUCAGUUUUGUAAUACCAUAUGUGUUUAAUUACUGUGAUAUAUACAAAUGGUGGAAAUAAGUGAAUAAUCAGCUCUGCACUUAAGUAAUAAUAUGCCCUUGGCUUUAGACUUUAUCACCCCACCAGGACAUCAGAAUUCUUUAUUUUCCCGUUCGUUCCAACCUAAGAGAAUAGCACAGGUCAGUGUUCUGAAAGAAAAAAAUAUAAUUGAUUCAUUACAUAAAUGUUAUGGGAAUUGAAUGUACAUUAUUAUAGCUAAAUAUCUGAAUGAGUGAUGAGUUAGUCUGCCUAGGUGCAAAUCUGCCUCUCCAAUGCCUCCUGCUUCUUCAGGUGGGCCCUGGGCUUUUUUAGAGGAAGGAGAGCUGCACUGUUAGUGAAGUUUAAGUACUUUUUCUCGCUAGAACUUUUACUUAUCUGUUCUGUGUUUAGCAUCUUGGCGCAUCCAUUCUCUUUGUGCAGAUCCUCAUCCCUCAGUUAGAAGAAGGUUACCUGCUUUCUUGGGGCCUUCUGGGUUAUCCAGUGACUCCAACAGAUGCAUCACCACUACUGUCUAUGCUAAGGAGCUUACAAAAUUAACCUCUGUGCUGUUUUACAGCAAAUGCUGUUUGUCCAAACAGUAUCAAGUAAUGCCUGAAACAUCUUAAUAAGUCAGGCUGUAUUAUUGUGGAGAUGAAGGUUUGCACCUCUAAAACUCUGUGCCAUGUAAUUGGAGUGAAUACUUGCGGCUUCUUCCUGGAGAGGAAGUAGGGAAUUUGCAUGCCUUCCAGAAAUCAUUCAUUUUCCUUAUAUUUCCUCAUAUCAUCUACAUCACACAUAUGUUGUCUCUCUGCUACUGAGCUAUAAUUGCUAGGUUGAUUAUGGUCAAUUCCUAGAAUCCAAUAACUGUGUUUAAUAAUAGAUAUGAAGAAGUUUUGUCUUUAAUGAAAGGUUUUGGAUUGUGCUUUUGAAGCAUGGUCAGUCCCCUGAAUUGUUUUUUGGCAUCUUCCAUAUUUAUCUGGUGGGGCAUUUUUUUAGUUGUUUUCAGUUGCUAAAAGACUGUAGGGUUCUUCACAGGAAUUUUUCUUAAUUUUUCACACUGAGAAACCAGUUUUGAAACAAUCUCAGAGGGUUCAUUGCUGGAGCACAGAGACAGGUUUCUUCUGCUGUCCCAGAUUCCAAGUGGAUAAUUCUGGGAGUUUGAGCUGUUUUUAGCAUAUGCAUUGAUGUUGCAUGAUUUGGGUCUGUUUCAGGAAUGAGGUAACAUACUCAUUUUGAGAGGUAAAUAUUUUGAGUAAAUGUUUUUAUGGAGUAGUAGAAGGCUUGUGGGUCUUAAAUGAUUAGGUUAGAAACAUAUCACUUAGAGCGAGGGCUGGAGUUGCAAGGAGGAGAAAAUCGGGGGAGAAAACUGCUAUGUAGUCACUCGUAUGCAUUUGUGCAUAUAUAGCUCAGACAAUGUAUGUGUUUCGUAAGUUGAAGUGACUUUGAAGAGAUGUGUGUUGACAUGGCCUUUCUUUAGUUUAGUGAAUUUUGGUAAGGAAUCUAUUAUUUAGCAGAAUAUGAGUACUGAUCAGAGGAAGAGAAUGUAGGCAGCAAGGCUUUAGUAGUUUUUAUGGGAAGAGCAACAUGAAGGUCCGAUUCCUGUAGUCUGAGCUACUUCUGUAUGUUUCCUGACCUCACACCUCUUACUUUUUCCUGCAGGAUUCCCCUAGUCUGCUUGUUACUCCUUUUCUUUUUCUCCCUACCUAGAAUUGCUUUGCUGUUGCUGCAGUGUUCCCUGGAACUUUCCUCCAAAUUGUGAUAUAUUAAGUUUUUUGCUUUGUUUUGUUUGUUUUAUUGUCUUACGUGGGAUAAAGUAUCCUAGUCCCAGUUCAUUCACGUCAGACUUUAAAGUUGAUUCCUGCUAGGCUGUCAAGUGCUAGUGAGCAAAAUUUAAAUUUGGCUGGCUGUGGCUGUGGGAAACACUAGCCCAUUUCAAGCUUGUACUUCUAUAAUCUGCAGUCUGUUACCCUUAAGAGAAAAAUCAUUAAGAGGUUUUCUGUUGACUUAAAUUGUAGGUCAGGCUUUGUGCAGGCUUAUCCAAUUUAAGUCAAAUAUAAUUGUACUGUUUCUCUUUCAAAUGAUGUUCAUGUAUGUUCAAUUUGUUAGUUUUUCAUUGUUCACUGUGUUAGUUGUAUAUAAGUGUUGUUUUCUCAAUAAACUGCAUUGUCAAAAGUGAA